UUUUGAUGUACUCAAUAGUGUAGUCCGACAGCAGCUGAUGACUUAAGUCGUUUGGGCGAUGGACGACGUCGAAAUUCAAAAGACAAUGAAAAGGGACAGCAAGUUUGUCUGUUCUAACGCUAGGAUUUUAAUUGUAUGUGUUUUCUCAUCUGUUUGUUCAAUUAGUUGUGUUAUUGUGAUGUGGUUAUCUGUUAACAAAAUUGAACAGAUAAGGAGAGAGUUGCUAACCUUGUCGCAUAGAAGUCCUGAAACAAAUUCUACCAGAGCAGCAGCGGAACAUACAAUCAAGAGUGAUAAUAUACUUCUAAAGGAAGCAAAUGACGAGACAAUGUCAAGCAACCAAAGUCUACAUGGUGAAGAAUUGGGAGGGAGACAUCUAAGAACAAAUAACAGAAUGGAAGAUAUUCAAGGUGGUAUUUUGCAUCUUGAUGCACCUGUACAGCAGCCAAAAGCCAUUCAUUAUGUUCCAACUGGAGUCACAAGAGAUCUUAUCAGUCAAACAUUUACAAACAAUGCAAUGUGUGUAAACAAAUGGCACGGUUUUAUGUGUAGGAAUAAUACAUAUAAGAAUACAGAUUCCAAUCGAAUUAUAGAAUUUUGGGAAAAAGCUCAAUGGACAAAGACACACAAUAGAGAUGUACUUUCACUCGGAAUGAACAAAUCAAGCCCUGGAAUAUUUACAGUGGAAACUGGCGGAUUAUAUCUUUUAUAUCUAAAUGUUCUUAUCAGUGCAACACUUUCUAAACACGACGUUGGAAUAUUUAUAGCAGAUGACAAAAAAUUAGUUUGCCGUGAGAAUUUAGACUAUGUCAGAGGUGCCGCAUCUGUGUCUACUAACUCCAAAGCUAAAACCUGCAGUGUAUCAGGCGUGUUUUACGUCGAGCGAAGUCAAACAAUUACCGUUAAGAUAGUCACCAGGAACACCGAAAUAUACCUGGAUAGCUAUAAUACAAACUUUGGAGCUGUUUUACUUGCAUAAUAAUUUUAAUCUCAACAUAAAAGUGCGAGUCUUUUUUAAUUUUUUUAUUUAUGACUAUA
Messenger RNA from Mytilus trossulus (common blue mussel), 1038 nucleotides. RefSeq lists its product as uncharacterized. Lineage: Eukaryota; Metazoa; Mollusca; Bivalvia; Mytilida; Mytilidae. Gene Ontology annotation, molecular function: tumor necrosis factor receptor binding. Gene Ontology annotation, cellular component: membrane. Gene Ontology annotation, biological process: immune response. The coding region runs from base 59 to 979 and encodes 306 amino acids. The transcript is spliced from 8 exons. The record is from RefSeq and is a predicted model, not a curated record.